AAACAUUAGUGUCAAACCGGAAGAAAAUGAAAGCCACCUGGUCACACUUGCACCGCAAGCAAAACAACAAUCCACGUAAAAAGGUUCAAUUCGACGGCGAUUAUUUAUAAUUAUACGGAUGUCAACUGCCAGGAACCAAGAAUAUGACUGCACCACGAAGUGCAGACACCGCCAGCAUGGCAACAGCAUCACAGCGGCGCUAACGAAGCGUUCAAUCGACAACCAGAAGCUGGCGGCAUUUAUUUUUAAGACUUGCGGAAAUUUCGCCAAUAUUCUCGAUGACCUGGGGCGCUCGGCAGUUCACAUGUCCGCUUCGACGGGGCGGUACGAGAUCCUGGAGUGGCUCCUCAACCACGGCGCCUACAUUAACGGCCAGGACUUCGAGUCUGGCAGCACUCCCCUGCACCGGGCUCUGUACUACGGUUCCCUAGACUGUGCCGUGCUUCUGCUGCGGUAUGGCGCCAGCCUGGACCUCUUAGACGAGGACUCAAGGUGUCCCCUGCAGGCAAUUUGCCGUAAGUGCGACGACGACGAUGGCUUAGGCACAGAUUCGCAAAACGACGUCUUGGUCUGGGGUUCCAACAAGAACUACAAUCUUGGGGUUGCCAGCGAACAAAACUCCAAUGCGCCGCAGGUCGUGGAUUUCUUUCGCAAGUCUAGCAUUUACUUGGAGCAGGUUGCCCUGGGCGCCUAUCACAGUCUCUUCUGCGACAAAAAGGGGCACCUGUACGCCGUGGGACACGGCAAGGGUGGUCGCCUGGGCAUCGGAGCGGAGAACAGCCUGCCAGCACCCAAGCGCGUGAAGGUCUCCUCCAAGCUGGGAGACGACUCCAUUCGCUGCAUCAGCGUCUCCCGCCAACACUCGCUGGUGCUCACGCACCGCUCGUUGGUUUUCGCCUGCGGGCUCAACAGCGACCAUCAGCUGGGCGUGCGUGACGCACCCGAGCACCUCGCUCAGUUCAAAGAAGUGGUCGCCUUGCGUGACAAGGGUGCCAGCGACCUUAUGCGCGUGAUUGCCUGCGAUCAACACUCCAUCGCCUACGGCAGCAGGUGUGUCUACGUCUGGGGGGCCAAUCACGGUCAGUUUGGCAUCAGUGCAAACACGUCCAGUAUUAUGGUUCCCACAAUGAUCAAGCUGCCAGCUAAGACCACCAUUCGCUUUGUAGAGGCCAACAAUGCAGCCACGGUAAUUUACAGCGAAGAAAAGAUGAUAACACUCUUCUAUGCCGACAAGACUAGAUACAUUAAGACUCCAAACUACGAGGAUCUCAAGAGCAUAUCGGUGAUGGGUGGUCACUUGAAGAACUCCGCCAAGGGCUCGGCGGCAGCUCUGAAGCUACUGAUGCUCACCGAAACUAAUGUGGUGUAUCUUUGGUAUGAGAACUCACAGCAAUUUUAUAGAUGUAAUUUCUCGCCCAUCCGACUGCCAGAGAUUAAAAAAAUCCUCUACAAAUGCAAUCAGGUAAUGGUUCUUUCUGAAGAUGGCUGCGUUUAUCGCGGCAAGUGCAAUCAGAUCGCUUUGCCCGCCUCCGCGCUGCAGGAGGAGAGGUCCCGGCCCAAUCUAGACAUCUGGCAGAACAAUGAUCAGAAUAAAACGGAAAUCUCCCGCGAGCAUGUUAUCCGCAUCGAGCUGCAUCGCGUACCUAACAUCGACCGGGCCAUCGAUAUUAACUGCGACGAGGGCUUUUCCUCGUUUGCCGUACUGCAGGAGUCGCACAAAAAGUAUUUCCGGAAGCCCCAACUGCCACGCAGGGAGCACAGCUUUAAGAAGCUGCUGCACGAAACCAGCGAUUGUGAUGCCGUCCACGAUGUGGUGUUCCAUGUAGACGGCGAGAAGUUUCCCGCCCACAAGUUCAUCAUUUACAGCAGGGCUCCGGGACUCAGAGAGCUAAUACGUUGCUAUUUAGACAAGGAUAUCUACCUCAAUUUGGAGCAUUUAACGGGAAAGAUGUUUGAACUGGUCCUCAAGCACAUUUACUCAAGCUACUGGCCCACUGAAGAUGAUAUUGACUGCAUUCAGCAGAGUUUGGGCCCUGCGAAUCCCCAUGAGCGGCGACGCACCUGCGAGAUGUUCCUAACGCAUUUGGAAAAGUUCGAACUGGUCGAUUUGGCCAAGUAUGUGCAGAGCUAUGUGCGCGACCAUCAAUUCCCACUUCCUAGUGCCCGUCAGCGAUUUAGUCGCUUGCAUCGGUCCGAUUUCCCCGAGCUCUACGAUGUGAGGAUUGUGUGCGAGGACGGCAAGGUACUGGAGGCCCACAAGUGCAUGCUGGUUGCUCGACUGGAGUACUUUGAGAUGAUGUUCAUGCACAUGUGGGCGGAGCGCUCUUCGGUAACCAUGGAGGGAGUGCCCUCGGAAUAUAUGGAGCCGGUGCUAGACUAUCUUUACUGCCUUGAAACCGAGACUUUUUGCAAGCAGGGCUAUCUGGAGACGUUUCUGUACAACAUGAUUACCAUUUGCGAUCAGUACUUCAUCGAGUCACUGCAGAAUGUGUGUGAGGUGCUCAUUCUGGACAAGAUCAGCAUACGCAAGUGCGGCGAGAUGCUCGAAUUUGCAGCCAUGUACAACUGUAAGUUGCUGCAAAAGGGAUGCAUGGACUUCAUCUGCCAAAACCUGGCUAGGGUGCUAUGCUAUCGCAGCAUAGAGCAGUGCGACGGUGAAACUUUAAAGUGCCUGAACGAGCACUACCAAAAGAUGUUCAAAAAGGUCUUCGACUACCGGCAGAUCACGCCUUUUUCGGAGGCCAUAGAAGAUGAGCUGCUACUCAGUUUCGUCGACGGUUGUGAGGUGGAUCUGGAAUAUCGAAUGGAUGCGGAAUCGAAGCUGAAACAAGCUGCUAAGCAUAAACAGAAGGAGUUACGCAAGCAGGAUGCCCGCCAUCAUUACGAACAGCAGGCCAUAUCGAGCAUGAUGAGAUCCAUAAGUAUCAGUGAGGCUGCAGAAUUGCCUGCAUCUCCAAAAGAAGCAGCUCACAGUGAGGCUAAGAACUGGUCACGAGUGGUGGAUAAGAAGGAGCAAAAGCGGAAGCAGGCCGAGACGGCAUUAAAAGUCAACAACACGCUUAAGCAGGAGGAGCCACCGACGCCUGUAAUGGUGGCCAUGGAGAGGACGCCCGUGAAGGAGCAAACACCACCUCCGUUAUCUCCUGAAAUGGAGCCUGGUACCAGCACGCCUCUGAACAAGAGCUAUAAUCUCGAUCUAAGCUCCCUCACGCCCCAGUCGCAGAAGUUGUCCCAGAAGCAGCGAAAGCGCCUCUCCUCUGAAUCGAAGAGUUGGCGUGCAAAUAAUUCACCUUUGGUUGAGCAAACCUCCACUCCAGUAGUUAUUCCGAAUGCCUGGGGUGUGACGACCACGCCAUCGAGUUCUUUUAACGACACCUUCAAUUCUCCAGCCACUGGUAGCAGCACGGAUCCUACCUCAUUCGCCAACAUGAUGAGGGGUCAACAAGCUGCUGCCACAACUCCCACCGAGAAGGGUCAGAGUUUCUCACGCAUUCUGGCAGACGAGCGACGACAGCGGGAGUCAUACGAACGGAUGCGUAACAAAUCUCUAGUUCAUACUCAGAUCGAGGAGACGGCCAUAGCCGAACUCAGGGAGUUUUACAACGUGGACAACAUUGACGACGAGACCAUUACCAUUGCCCGCGUAUCUAGGCCCAGUGACAUUAACUUUAGCACUUGGCUGAAGCAGUGAAUCGUCGUGUAAACGCUCUACCUUUUAAGGUAGCUCAGCUAUCGAUUUAUACUGCGAACGGGGGGUGGACAUCAAAUGUAGAACUCGGAGCCGCCUGG
Messenger RNA from Drosophila serrata, 3789 nucleotides. Its product is annotated as inhibitor of Bruton tyrosine kinase. The record is from RefSeq and is a predicted model, not a curated record. NCBI's taxonomy places the organism in Eukaryota, Metazoa, Arthropoda, Insecta, Diptera, Drosophilidae. Gene Ontology annotation, molecular function: protein binding.